UUUAAAAGCUGAUCAGUGAAGGAUGGCGGCUGUUUGUCCGAAGAGAAGAAGCCGAACUCCGAGCAAAAAUGUCCGCAAGAAAGGUGGAACCUGCAGUCCAGAGCCCGCUGCUGUCCUCCAGUUUCUGUUUCAGCCCCUGGUCCUGUGUUUGUGUGAAGGGCUGGUCUGCAUCCACGUGGAACGGUGUCCCCGACCCACAGCUGGCCGCUUCAGGAUGCUCCACCCCCGAGCCAUGGCUCCUCCCCGGCUGCAGCUUCGUCUAUGACAGCUUGGUCAGCAACACGUGUCCAGUCCCUUCUCCACCUGCAAGUAGUGGCCUGCGAGCACGAGAGCGAGCACCUGGCAGCAAACCUCGCAGACCGUCCAUCCUGGAGCGCUGCAUCCUGAAAGUGUCUACCAGCAGUGUUGCUGUGGGGACGGAUGAUGUGGACAAGAGGUCUGUUACCCUGCAGGUUAACUCCAUGAGGCCCCCGUUCAGCCGUUGUUACCCCCGUCUGCCGGACCCGGUCAAUGCUGAGACCAACACAGCGGUCCUGAAGCGGCGGCAGAAGCAAAUCCAGUAUGGCAAGAACACCAGCGGGUACCAGAACUACCUGCAGCAAGUCCCCAAACACCUGAGGGACCCAAAGCUCCACCCGUCCACUCCCAACAAGUACCGGAAGUACAGCCGGCGUUCCUGGGACAUGCAGGUGCGUCUGUGGAGGCGGGCACUGCACCUGUGGGACCCCCCAGCUGGCGGCCAGCCGGACUCUGCUGACACGCCGGACCCAGUGGAGCAACUGCAGAAGCAGCUGGCCAAGAUGACGUCGGAUCUUUGUGAGGAUGGAGGAGAUGAGCAGAGAGAGAAGGAGACUCCUGCAGCCUUUAAGACCUCCUCCAUGUCUCCUCCAUCAGCCAGGUCGUCUGUGGAGAUGCCAGGAUCGUGGACCGUCCUGUUGUCCCCGCAGCUGGAGACGAGCCGCCAGCCUCUUCGAUCUCCCCCUGGCCUCAGUUACUCCCACAGAGGUCAGCUGACUCCCGAUGACGACGUGAACGAUUGGCUCCGCCUCCUAAUGGAGACUGACAACACCCCAGAUUUCGGCUCUGAUGACCAGCAGGUUCCUGUGUUUUCUGACCAGCUUUUCUGGAAUCCAUACUGACGAUCUGAUGCAGACCAAUCUUGCCUGAUCUUGUCACCGUCAUCUUGGAGGAAUCGGAACAAGACUUUGUCUUCUGAUCCCUGAUGUGCGUUGUUUCCGGAAUUUUCUCGUCUUUUUAAGAAUUUCACAGAUCUACCUCACUGGGAGCAGGGAUGUGAUUGGAUGUGAUUCAAGCUUCAUCCACACAUCCGAUGGUGAGACUGCUGGACACGGGCACGAUGAGCACCUCUCUGUUUGUAUUGAUCUGCAUCUGAUCACCUGUCACCAGCAUCAUGUUUGCAUCCUGCACCAUGAGGAAAGUCACUGUUUGUCACCCUGCCGUCACCUCUGGUCCACUGUCACCUUGGUCCGGAUCAGGCUCCUCAUCCUUGUGUGUCACCAUGUUUUUUCUCAGAAACUGAACCUCAGAGUGGAGGGGAAAGGCCACCACUUUGUGUUGUCCUGAGUUUUCUUUUACUUUUUCUGCUGCUUGAAUUUAUGGAACAAACUUGAAAGAUGUGACUAAUAAAGAUGUAAAUAAAGUGUUAUAAUU
Melanotaenia boesemani (Boeseman's rainbowfish) is the source of this 1671-nucleotide messenger RNA. RefSeq names its product stem-loop binding protein 2 (gene slbp2). NCBI's taxonomy places the organism in Eukaryota, Metazoa, Chordata, Actinopteri, Atheriniformes, Melanotaeniidae. Gene Ontology annotation, biological process: mRNA 3'-end processing by stem-loop binding and cleavage; mRNA transport. The coding region runs from base 69 to 1139 and encodes 356 amino acids. The transcript has 9 exons. The record is from RefSeq and is a predicted model, not a curated record. Gene Ontology annotation, cellular component: cytoplasm; histone pre-mRNA 3'end processing complex. Gene Ontology annotation, molecular function: mRNA binding; histone pre-mRNA stem-loop binding.